UAAAACAAUAAAUUUUGAGUGUUAAAGUGCGAGUUGUGGGUGCAAAAUUUGUCUAUGUGUGAACGAAGUUGCCGUCAACUCAGAUGAGUAUAAGUUUUGAAACGAACGUUAUUAGUUUAAAAAAUAUAAUCGAUUUUAUUUUCAUCGGCUACAACGGUUUGCUAUCCAAUUCGGUGGCAGCUGCUGUUAGCUUCUUUCGUGUCUUUUGUACUCUGCUCUUGUAUUGUUUGUCUGGCUCGGCCGAGCGCGCGAAAUGAACGUGUGUGGCAAGUGCGAGCAAAAAAUUUGUUUUGAGGAUGCCGUACCUUGUUCGGGGAAGUGUGGGGCCUUUUUUCACCGUUCCUGCACUACUCUGACCAAAGCGACGGCGAAGGUGAUUAAUGAACAGCAAAAUGUGCAGUUCAAGUGUGACCUAUGUCUUGAUAGUGGAAUUGAUGCUGAGAUCGCAGUGCUUCUCGCUGAUGUCAAAGAGAUAAAAGAAGAGUUGGAGAAAUAUUCUGACGUCUUCGAUUCUAUCUCUGGCAUCAAUGAAAGAAUUGCUACUCAAAUCGACGAAACUAUCAAGAAAGGGAUAGAAGAUGUCAUGAGUACGUGGGUUGAAACGUUUCAGAAUAAAAUGAAAACAGUUGUUGAAAACAGUGUGGCGAGUCAAAUUGAAAAAUUAAAAACAUUGAACUGUGAGAAAAAUAAUAAAGUAAAAAAAGUAAAUGUUACAAGAAAAAGAGGAAUUCAUUCAGAAUCAGAUGGGCUCCCGGGUAGUAAAAAACGCGCCCUUGACUCUGAGCCAAUGGUGGUUGACGAUGAAGAAAAUGAUAAUGUUUUUGAAUCACUUACUUUUGCGGAUAUUUUGAAAGGAAAUCUAGAAACUAAAAACAGCUCUAAAGAAAAAAAGCUAGCCAUUCGUCGACCAGUAAUUGUGAUUAAACCAAAUGAGAAUAACCAAAGUAACGAACAAACCAGGACUUUUUUGAAAUCAAACCUUGACCCCAAAUUGCAUAAGAUUAAUAAUUUUAAAAAUGGUAGAGACGGCUCAAUUAUUGCUCAGUGUGCCCCAGGACAAAACCUUUCUAAAGUGAAAAGUGACAUUGAAAACAAAAUUGGACAAAAUUAUACUGCAUUUGUCUCGAAUGGACUUCCAAAAUUGAAAAUUGUAGGUAUGAGUGAAAAGUAUGCUCCUGAAGAUUUUAUUGAUUUAUUGACCACUCAAAAUGACGAAAUUUUUAUUGAACAUGUUAAAGUUGUUUCUUCUUACGAAAAUCCUCGCAUAAAAUACAAUAAAUUCAGUGUUAUAGUUGAAGUUAACAAUGAUACUUUUGACGCAUUAAUAGAAGCCGGAAAGGUUAAUAUAGGGUUUGAUAGAUGUUCAGUGUUUGAGGCAAUCAAAGUUCUGAGAUGCUUUAAAUGUGGAGAAUUUGGACACAUGAGCACUACAUGUACAAAAAACGAAACGUGUUCGAAGUGUAGCGAGUCCCAUAAAACCUCUGAGUGUACUUCAACAGUAAUGAAAUGUGUUAACUGUUUAAAAAAGAACAAAGAGCAAAAGAUGAAUCUUGACGUGAAUCAUGCAGCAUUUAGCUCCAAAUGUCCAGUUUUUCGACACUUACUGGCAAUUAAAAAAGAUCGAAUGUAUGAAAAUGAAUAGCAAUCAAAUACUGGGGGGAAAGUAAAUGCUACAGAAAUAAUCUAUUUGAAUGUUGCAGGGCUGACCACAAACUACGUAGCAUUACGACAGUUAGUGGAAAGUUCGCAUCCUCUUUUAGUAUUACUUUCUGAAACGCACAUUACUCAACCAGAAGCAUUUGAUCAAUAUUCUAUUCCAGGUUAUAAAGUUGUUUUUUGUUUGUCACACUCUAGGCACACUGGAGGAGUUGCUAUUUAUUUUAAAGAGUCUAUUCAAAUUAAAGUUUGUUUGAACGAUUUUUUGGAAAAUAACUGGUUUUUGGGAAUUACUGUUGAAAAAGGCAUGAAGACGGGUAAAUAUGGAGUUUUGUAUCACUCGCCAAGCUCUAGUGAUCAGCGGUUCAUCCAAAUUUUAGAAA
Messenger RNA from Culex pipiens pallens (northern house mosquito), 2039 nucleotides. RefSeq lists its product as uncharacterized. The transcript has a single exon. The record is from RefSeq and is a predicted model, not a curated record. Gene Ontology annotation, molecular function: zinc ion binding; nucleic acid binding. NCBI's taxonomy places the organism in Eukaryota, Metazoa, Arthropoda, Insecta, Diptera, Culicidae. The coding region runs from base 254 to 1642 and encodes 462 amino acids.